Messenger RNA from Caenorhabditis auriculariae, 1927 nucleotides. Lineage: Eukaryota; Metazoa; Nematoda; Chromadorea; Rhabditida; Rhabditidae. The record is from the annotation of a GenBank genome assembly.
AUGCUUCUUCUAGUUGCCCCUUUUCUUCUAUUUUCAUUAGGUUUGUUCUUUUAUACAUUUUAAAAGCUUACAAAAGGUUGAAUUUGCGUUAGAACGGAACAACUGACUCAAAAAAGGCAUGGAAUUUCUAGGUCAAGGUCGAAAUUUAGAUUUUCCUGUGUUUUUUUUUACAUAUCUUUCGAGGGCUCAGUGAUUCAUUCUUUCAAUCUUGAAACUUGAAAAAAGAAAAAAAAAUAAUACUUUUUCUCGGUAUGCUUAUUCCUUGGAAAAUUGUUUGGAUUGAGAAAGUUUACUAGAACCGUAAUAUUUUGAGAACAUUCUAAAUGAAGUUACGGUUGUGUAUUUGUGGGAUGAUUGAAGAAUCUUGUUAGUCGAAUUUCGUGAACGUUUCUAGAGGAUAUUUCGUCAAAAGUUUGGUAAAUGAGUUAUUAUCAAAGCUAAUAAAAAUUUGAUUUUUGAUAAUCAGAAUUUUCAAGUUGACGCGCAGUUGUACGGAGGAGAUGAGCCAUUGGUUAUACCGGUGAAAGGGCAACAGGCCGUUUUUCCGGCGCUGGUCACUGCCGACAACUUCCCGCUCUUCCCCUUCACGGACCAGUUCAACACCGGCGUCGAGUUGAAUCCAGCCAACAAGAUCGUUUGUUUCUUUAUUGUUUUUAGUAAUAUUUGUUUUAUAAUGUAUGAUAUUUUUUAUUUUCGAACGAUUUUUCCAGAUAUUGAAAGUUUCUAUAAAUUCCAAGAAGUGUGUAGAACAGACUUCGGAAGGUCUCCUAAUAGAACUAAAACCGAAAAAGGGGAAAUUCAGAGUAUGGCCGGCGACUUGAUCGUUCCGAUUCCUGGCUGGGGUAAUUUCGACGUCGAUGGCAACGUUUACUUCGGAAACAUCAACUUUGACGCAAAAGUAUGUUGAAUAUCCUGUAUUUCUUCUCAAAUUUCGCUAGGUUGGUUAUCAAAUCCGUCCCACCAACCAUCUCAACAUCAAACCGGAGACUUUGGCGCUUCUCGGCCAGAAUCCUGCUUUCCGGGAAGCGAGAAGUGACCGAUUCGCAAUGGGAAAUGGACAUAUUUUGUUGUUUUGAAGAACACGCAAAGGAGGCUGUCGUCGGUCGGAUUCCUUACGGUUACGAGCCGAUCAAGUGCAAACCUCCAUAUUGUAAUCCGUUCGUCCAUCACACUGGAGUUGCCGUCGAAGUUGAGCCUGGUUAGUUUGUUUCUAUUCCUCUUCUUCUUUUUCUUCUUCUUACGAUUUUGUACCGCUUGACCCAAGUUGUUGAGACAAUUCUGAUAUCAGUUAGGGACAUACCCGUCCUUGUGUGUGACGGCUGGGAAAAUGAAAAAGCGUGUUUUCCGCUAUCAACAUUACUUAAGCCCCUCGGUUGAGUCUCGGCGGAGAUCGAACUUAUGACCCUCCGGACCGUAUAGAAUCGCAAAACCUGUUGCGCUACGGCGCGCCGCUAUUUCUUUUCACCUCCAAAGAUUUUUCACUAUCAACCUCAUAAAAAAAAACGAUUCUUCAGAAAGUUCAAAAAUUUAGGACCGCUUUGAAAUUUCCAGGAGACGAUUCCUUCUUCAUCGGCGGUAUCGACUUUCCCUUGCCGAUCGGAGAAAACGGUGCCGGAGUGCGAUUCCCCCUAUCCGGAGCCGUGGAGCAGGUCAGUGAAGAAGUUCCCCCUUUUUUCUCCUUUUCGAGUACUUGAGACGGAAAAAUUCCCAUCUUCAGGGUACCUCGCCUGUCGCCUACGCACACGGUCACGCCUUCAACCCGGUGUCGCCGUUCGACUUCCGCAAACUCGAUUCAGAUACCGUGCAGCCAGAUUGGCCGUACGCUCCUGGAACAAGAAGACGUGCGCCGCAGAAGCCUGCAGCCAAAUUGUCGGCAGAGGACAAACAAAAGUUCUAUUCAAAGUUCCUUGACAAACUGCCGUCCUAG